Messenger RNA from Loxodonta africana (African savanna elephant), 10844 nucleotides. RefSeq names its product dehydrogenase/reductase 7B (gene DHRS7B). The transcript is spliced from 7 exons. The record is from RefSeq and is a predicted model, not a curated record. Bases 6841 to 7773 code for a protein of 310 amino acids. Lineage: Eukaryota; Metazoa; Chordata; Mammalia; Proboscidea; Elephantidae. Gene Ontology annotation, cellular component: membrane. Gene Ontology annotation, molecular function: oxidoreductase activity.
CGGACCCCAAGGGAUGACCGGGCCCCCAGGCUGGCUUCCCGGACCUUCGGCGCCCGGACUCUGUCGGUGGGGCGGAUGGGAGGUCGAGGCGGCCGCGGGUUUUCCCGAGGAGGACUCCGCCCAGGCACGUGCAUACAUUAGAGUCAUGGCUCUGCCACCUGGUUGCCGAGACCGCGCGUGUUACUGUGUUUCCGGGAUUGGAAAUAGGUGUCCCGCCCACGGCUCGGAGAGGCUGAUAUAUGUGAAAGGACACCGCGCUCCGAAUGGUCUUCACUUGUUGCCAGUUUAUGUCCCUGAUUCUGCAAGGGCGGGUGGGGAGUCCGGUACGUGCGCAGGUGGUGUCAUCACACGGCCAGCGCCAGGGGCUGAGGGCGCCUUAGCCUAGCGCCACGGUUAGAGUUAGCAAAAGAGAUCCCAUUUUUCAGAAGGGCAGAGAGGGUAAUGGCUUUUUUAAGCACCGGGGGAAUGGCUGUUUUAGAUAUCUUACUCUUCAAAUCCUCGCUCAACCACUUUCAGGUGUUCGACUUUGGGCAAAUGUCUUAAACUCUUAUCGCCUGUUUCCUCAGCUGUAACUCCGGGCAUAAUACUCCUAUUCAUAAGGUUGUUACGAAGCAUAAAGGAGAUUGAGCAUGGAAGGUACUCAGUGUCUGACACAGAGUAGGUACUUAGUAGACGGUACCUUUUUGAGUUCCCAAACUUUUGGUAUGGUGAUACGAGUAUUCAGAUGAUAUUUUUGAAAUAACUUCAUAUAUAUGUUUAAUGUGGGUUUUUUUUAAUUAUGUUUAAUGAGCAUAAUAAUUGUUACUCUUAGUGGAAUUGCCAGGAAGUGCUUUUUACAUUUCCCAGCAGGCAUGGAGGAAGUCACAGAUGGUAAAAGGGAUAUUUAGUUUGGUGAUUAAAGAGUUAGGAUUAGCAAAAAGAUUCAGUUUCUCAGAAGGGAAGAGAGGGAAACAAACUUUUGAGCACCCACUGGAAUGGCUGUUUUAGGUAUUUUUCUUCUCCUCACCACAAUAAAGUGGGUUGCAUCACCAUAUUUUUUCAGAAGAGGUUAGUGAGGCUGAGAUUACGCACAGCACCUAAGUGGAGGAGGCAGGCUCUUAGACCCAGGCCUCCCUGCAAAACCUAUAUUCAUGGUAGUACAGGGACUGAUUUCGAAAAGGUCCUUGUUGAAGAGGAACUUUGAAGGGCAAUCUGAAGCCAUUCCAUGACAUGACUUUCCAGCAUACAAGAGCCACCAGCUUUUUCCUAAGAUAUUUCUUCUGAGGCUUAUGAUGGGAGUGGAGAUGGAAGGAAGCGGUAGGGUCAUGAUUUGACCUUGGGGAGGGGUGACCAGUAAGACUGACGAAAAAACCAAACUCAUUGCUGUCAAGUCGGUUCCGACUCAGAGCAGCCCUAUGGGACAGAGUAGAACUGCCCCAUAGAGUUUCCAAGGAGUGCCUGGUGGAUUCGAAACUGCUGACCUCUUGGAUAGCAGCCAUGGCUCUUAACCACUAUACCACCAGGGUUUCCAGUAAGACUGACAGUGCUCAUUUUUUCUGGGAUUUCCCAGGAUGACAUUCUGCUACCCUGAAAAGCAACAUGGUGAGGAUUUCAGGUUAGCAGUUGACUAAAGCUUAUGUAGCACUAUCAGGGUUUGCUUUAAAUGAAGGAAUCGUAAAAAUGGAAAUAAGUUGUGUUUUGCUGAGUUCAGCUUUUUAGGAGACAGAGGACCACUUGUUACAAUUCUUUUUUUCCUUUGCGACGUUUGGAGACUCUUUGAUAUCAUACAUUUUAUUCUAAUACAUAACCUAAUGGGGGAGGUGGAGAAGGGAGUUCUUCUAUUUUCAGGUUCUGAAAAAACACACCCUUGGAAAGGAUCUUUGUUGUAGUGACCCCCUCUCCCUGUACCUGCUGAGUUGUAGAAUUGAUUGGGAUCUGGUGGAAAUACUAAAACAAUGGUUACCAACCAAACAAGUUGCUGUUGAGUCCAUUCCGACUCAUGGUGACUCCAUGUGUGUCAGAGUAGAGCUGUGCUCCAUAGGGUUUUUAGCCAGAUCGCUAUACCUUUCAUCCAUGGUGCCUCUGGGCAGACUCGAGCAUCCAACCUUUGGGUUAGCUACUAAGCUCGUUAACUGCCCCACCCAGGGACCCCAAAACAAUAGUUACCAUAUGCUAAUUUUAUGGUAUACACUGUGAUUUGAUAAAUAUUAACUAUCUAAGAGGGAAGUACUGUUUUAGUUCCAGUUUUACAGAUGAAGAAAUUGAGGCUCAGAGGUGAAACAACGUGUCCAACAUUGGAAAAUCUAAGGGAGGAACAAAGUAGUUAAAGGGGGUGUAUUAGGGAUUGUAGAGUGCACCAGGAGAGGGAGAAUGACACUGGGGUGGUAGGGAACACAGGAGCAAAGGGUGCAUUUAUCAGUGAGGCAUGGAGCUUCCUAUUGGGAGGGAAGGACAUUGGUGUUAAAGGCAAAAGCCUAUUGCUUUAUCUGAAUGUCCUGGGCCAAGGGCAGGAUGGCUGGACUGAGGUGCUGUAGAUUUUGAAGCUCAGUCCUGGAACCCUGCUGCCUUGAAGUCACGGAUUCCUGAUGUGCUUCGCUUUGAGAGAAGCCGGUACUGCACACAAGAAUGUGCAAACCAGACAAAUUAAAGCAUAUGGUUAUUUUACAUUCAGAAAGAUCCUUGACUUUAUGAACAGAUCUGCCUCAGGGUUACUGUAUAUAAUAAAUUCCUGUAGUGUACUUAAAAUGUUCGUUUUAUUCAAAUUUGCAACAGUGUGUUUGCCUGAAGGGAGCUAUGUUUGUGCUCUAACCAAGAAGGCAUGAAAUGUGCCGUCCCUAACACACAUACUCCCUUUUACUCCAUUCUUUAAUAAUAGUGAAUAUUCAUUGAGUAUUUGUUAUGUGCCAGGCAUUUUGCUAUAAGUACCUUACGGGAUUAUUCAGUCAUUACAAUAACCUUGUAAAGUGGGGACUGUUAUCUUCCUUUAUAGGGAAAGAAGUGGGCUCAGAAAUGGUGUCUUAGUCAUAUAGUGCUGCUAUAACAGAAAUACCACAAGUGAAUGGUUUUAACAAAGAGAAGUUUAUUCUCUCACAGUCCAAUGGGUUAGAAGUCUGAAUUCAGGGUGCCAGCUCCAAGGGAAGGCUUUCUCUGUCAGCUCUGGAGGCAGGUCCUUGUCAGCAGUCUUCCCUUGGUCUGGGAGCAUCUCAGCACAGGAACCCCAGGUCCAAAGGAUGCGCUCUACUCCUGGCGCUGCUUUCUUGGUGGUAUGAGGUUCCCAUGUCUCUCUGCUCACCCCUCUCUUGUAUCUCAGAAGAGAUUGGCUUAAGAUAACUACAUAAUCUUGUAAACUUCAUUGGUAUAAUUGUUGCUAAUCCAUUUUAUUACAUCAUAGUGACAGGAUUUACAACAUAUAGGGAAAUCACAUCAGAAGAUAAAAUGGUAGACAAUCAUACAAGGGAGUCAUGGUCUAGCCAAGCUGAUAGAUAUUUUUGGGCGACACAAUUCAGUCCAGGACAGGUGGUAAGAAAUUUGUUCAAAGGCACAUAGCUAAUAAGGGUAGAGCCAAUUCCAUGUCAUCCAAACCCAAUGCUUAUCUGUAUAGUUCAUCCACUCAUUCAUUCACUUAGGUAUUUAUUGAACACCUCCUAUGUUCCAGCAGUGUUCUAUGUGCUGGGGAUAAAAUGAUGACCCAAAUUGGCUCAGCCCCUGUCCUCAAGUUGCUUCUAAGUCUUGCAAGGGAGUAGACAAUAAAUAAAUAAUUACAAAAUGAAUAAUAAUUAUAGUUGUGAUACAUGCUGUGGAGAACUGGAUAGAGGGUGCUCUGAGAUAUUUAAUGGGGUAACUUGGCAGGGAGAAGGAGUGCAGAGAGACAAGGAAGGCUUUUUGAGGAAAUGAUAUUUAGCUGAGACCUGAAGGACCGAGUUGGAGUUAAACUGGGCAAAGAGAUGGAAGAAGAGCUCCCAGGGAGAGGGAAAGGCAUGUGUGAAGCAGUGGUUAAGCAUUUGGCUGCUAACCUAAAGGUUGGCAGUUUGACUCCACCAGCCACUCCUUGGAAACCCUAUGGGGCAGUUUUACUCUGUCCUGUGGAGUCGCUAUGAGUUGAAAUUGACUCGAUGGCAACAGGUUUUUUUUUUUUGGUAUCUUGCAAUUACUGAAAGAAAGCUCACUGGCCAAAGGGCAGAGGAUGUUGAGAAGCCAGAUUCAAAAUGCAGGUAGCAGUCCUGUUCUAUCCUGACAGCAAUGCUGUUGCCCAGUCUUGGUUUAUUUGCUUCUCUGAACGGACCUAUUUUUCAGAUCUGUCUUGGAGCCCAGCCUCGUGUCUUUAAACAUGUGGUUAGACAUGUGGUUGCCAUAGGAGGGGGUUGGAGGUGAGAAGAGGGAUAAAUACCUACAUGUGAGACUUAAUGAUGUUUGGUAAUUUGUACUGCAAAGCUAAGUAGACAUGGAGUGCCAACACUAUAUUUCAUCCUGUUUGCCUCUGGUUUGCAAAUUGACGUAGCAAACAUUUUUGGCCCAACUGUGGCCCAGGUCCUGUGUCAGCCACCUAGGAUGCAAGCAUGUGUAAGACCGGCUCACUUUCCCUCCAUCAUGCGUGUACUUUAGUUAAUGCCUUAUCUGCCUUGUUUUAUCAAUGUUAUUUUUCAAUAUGUGUUUAUCUGGCAUCUAAUAAGCGUUGGACGCUGCUGGGGACUCAUAGCCACCCUAUAGCCACCCUAUAGGACAGAGUGGAAGUGUCCCAUGGGGUUUCCAAGGAGCAGCUGGUGGGUUUGAACUGCCAAACUUUUGGUUAGCAGCAAAGUUCUUAACCACUGUGCCACCCAGGCUCUACUAAGAAUAUUAAAAAACCCAUCACUGUUGAGUCGAUUCCGACUCACGGCAACCCUAAAGGCAGAGUAGAACUGCCCCAUAGGGUUUCCAAGGAGUGCCAGAUGGAUUCGAACUGCCGACCUUUUGGUUAGCAGUCGUAGCUCUUAACCACUAUGCCACCAGGGUUUCCACUGAGGAUAUAGUAGUAAGCAAAUAGACGUGUUCUCUGUCCUCAGGGAGCUUAUGCAAGUAUACAGUUAGAAGUUGUGGUAAAGCCUUGAAGGAGAAGCCCAGGGAGUUGUGACCGUGUAUGUGUAAUAAGGGGACUCACUCUGUUCUGGGAUGGCUUCCUGAGGAAGUGAUACUUAAGCUGAAAGCCGAAGGAUGAGUAGAAGUUACCAAGGUGAAGACAGCGUUCCAGAUGCAUGUGCGUGAAGUCCUGCGGCCCAAGGGAGUCUGGUGCAGGACCAGAAGGCCAGCUGGGAGUAGCAGACAGAGAGGGCGCGAGCGAACUGGUGAUGAGAUUAGAGAGGCAGGCAGGGUUCUGACCAUGCAGGCGUCAAAGGCCAUGGCAAGGAUUUGGGGCAUUAUCCUAAGAAUGGUGGUAGCUUUGAAGAGUUUCAGACAAGGGAGUAACGUGAUCAGAUCUGUGUAUCAAAGGUCAUUCUCUGGCUCCUUGGUGGAGAGAGAUUGAUGGAUUUAAGGGAUAUUUAGGAGGUAGGCUCAACAGGGUUUAUAGGUGAUAGGUUGGGUGUGGGGUAAGAAGGGAGAGGCAGGUGUCAAGGCCAAAUUUUAGCAUUCUGGCUUGUGCAUCUGAGAUAGGAGGGUGUGAGUACAGUUUUAUAUAAAGUGUCUUUGGAAUAAUCCAAAUAGAGGUGUCACAAAGGCAAUUACAUAUGAGAAUCCGGCAUUUUUGGCCCCUAGGAGGCUCUUCUCAGAAAAAUGCCAUUAUUUUGCCAUCAAGGCAGGGAAAGUGGUAGUGAGAUGGCCCAGCCAAGUACAGGGUGUAGAAUGUUCUCUAAAUUUAUGUUGGGGAAAAAUUAAGAAUAAAAAAUGAAACCUAGGAAAUCUUCCCACAAAUGUAGAAAAGAGAGAAAACAGUUCUAUUAUUGAAUAAGCAUUUGACCAGACUUUGAUAAGAAACACAGGUAAUCUGCUAAUGAGAUUACAAUGGCUGAAAGAAGCCCCACUCAUGUUACAUAGCUGAGCAGAUACUCACCGUUACAUAAUUCAAGAGCAAUGGUAAUUUGUCCACAUGUAACAGGACUUGACAGCACCGUUUGCUAUUCAGACUUUCACAGUUCACCCUAAAUUAGGGUGGCCAUCUGUACUAGUUAACUGUCUUUAUCUGAAAGAAAAAUGAAACUUCUCCUAUUUCCAUUGACAAAUAAGUAGUUACUGUUUGGAUCCAGGUGCCUGGGCUGAACAUCCUUGGUGACGGGGAGAUAGGAUGGCUACAUUGUAAUGCUGGCAAGAGGCCUUUAAAAAGAUUUACAUCCAUAUCAAAGGGAACCAGGAAGAAUUUACAAAUACUAGGGUUUUCAAAGAUAUGCCCUAAGAAGAGAGAGGGCAACAGGGAAAAGUCAAUUUUAAAACUUUUUGUACACUUCCAGUACAAUAAAACGCUCAGCCUGGGGAUUAUUCUGGAGGCUAUUUAUUGUAAGUGAGGUCUGUGUAGUUUAGUGUGGUUAGUGUGCCCUCAAGUGGCCAAACCCAGCCCACAAAUUCUUGUACAUUGAUUUAAAGGAAAGUGUCACCAGUAGGAUUUACUUAAAAUCCUGCAGUUUUCCAGCCAAAACCCUUGUCCUUGGAAAUUAACCCUUCCGGGGUUUCUCUGGUCCUUCUUGAUGUCAUUAAUGCCGUUUCUCCUUCCCACUCAGUUCUACACAUAGGAGAGCUUUGUUUGGUAGAUAAUGUGAUGAUUUUAAUGUAAAAAUGAACUGUCAGUUAAUCUGUUUCAGAAACCCGUAGCAUGAGGAUGAAAAUUGAGAUUGAGUAUUGAAUUUGGAAGCUUCUUGCCACCCAUCAAGGAGGAGCCUCCUGAAGGCAAAGGCCAUGGACCUGAUCACAUCCGUGGCCAUCCUGCCCCUGCUCGUUGGCUGCGUGGGCAUCAUCAGCCUCUUCAAGCUGCUGCAGAGGAUGCACAUGAAGGCCUACCUGCAGGACGCUGUCGUGGUCAUCACGGGCGCUACCUCUGGGCUGGGCAGAGAAUGUGCCAAAGUCUUCCACGCUGCGGGCGCUAAGCUGGUGCUCUGCGGUCGGAACAGGGAGGCCCUGGAGGAGCUCACCAGAGAACUUGCUGCUCCUAGUGCCACCAAGGCACAGACAUACAAGCCGUACGCAGUGACCUUCGACCUGGCAGACCCUGGUGCCAUUGUUGCAGCGACAGCCGAGAUCCUGCAGUGCUUUGGCCAUGUAGACAUACUGGUCAACAAUGCUGGGAUCAGCUACCGUGGCACCAUCACGGACACCACCGUGGAUGUGGACAAGAGAGUGAUGGAGACAAACUACUUUGGCCCUGUUGCUCUAACUAAAGCUCUUCUGCCCUCCAUGAUCGAGAGGAGACAAGGCCAUGUCGUCGUCAUCAGCAGCAUCCAGGGCAAAAUCAGCAUUCCUUUUCGAUCGGCCUAUGCGGCCUCCAAGCAUGCAACCCAGGCGUUUUUCGACUGUCUGCGCGCCGAGGUGGAGCAGCAUGAGAUCGAGGUGACCGUGAUCAGCCCAGGCUACAUCCACACCAACCUCUCGCGGAACGCCAUCACUGCGGACGGUUCCAGAUACGGAGCUAUGGACGAGACCACAGCCCAGGGCCGGAACCCUGCAGAUGUGGCCAAAGAUGUCCUCAGUGCUGUGGGGAAGAAGAAGAAAGACGUGAUCCUGGCUGACCUGCUGCCUUUUCUGGCCAUUUAUCUCCGAACUCUGGCUCCUGGGCUCUUCUUCGGCCUCAUGGCCUCCAGGGCCCGAAAGGAGCGAAAAUCCAAGGACUCCUAGGGUGGGGGGUGGCACUUGCCUGUGCGUGGCUGCUCUACAAGGGAUGGCUGCAUCUGUGGGACUUGGGGAGGUCUGCCUCCUGGUGGGAAAGACGGGCGAGCAUGGCUGCAGACCCUGGCCAGGCCCCGCUGGCAGAGAACAGGAACCAGAGAAUGCAGCCAGGCUUCUUCCCAGGUUUUAACUCUUAAAAGCAUGAAGUGAGUGGAGCAGGCUGGAGCUGAAGUUGUCAGGGACUUCAUCGGACCAUGCCUCCUUUGAGUUGCAGCCUCAGCAAAAAAAAAAAAAAAUCCAUUGCCGUCAAGUCAAUUCUGAUCUAGUAACCCUACAGCCUCAGCAGCUCCUAGAAAUUGUUUCAGUCUUGGUUGCUCUCACCUUUGAUUUAUCCAAGACUACUUACCUAGUUGUUUUGGUAGGUGCACCUCCAGUACUUGAGGGAGAAGCCUGCAGUUUUAAGAAAUCAUUACUAUUCAUAACCACUCUCAGGCCCUCCAGUCCUGUCGGUGUAGGAGAUGAGCCCACACUUGACCCGAAAGGAGCCGUGGCUGCUCUCUUGACUUCACAGAAGCCUGCAGGGCCCAGCCACCUUUUCCAAGAAGGUAGCCAGCAGGAGGGGGAGCCAUGCAGUCCCACAUGCCCCCCAGGACACUGGUCGGUGGCUCUUCAAGCAGCAGCCUCCUCACGGAGCCGUCGUCUGUUAGCUGUGACCACUGGUGUCCGAGCCAAAGCGAGUAACUGCUUUCCUCUCUAGGUGUAUUAAAAAUGCAUGGUCGAGCUUCACUGAGUAGGGUCAAAUUCAGUUCUGAACUUCCGGAAGAACUUUUCCUAUUGAAAUUGACAGUUUAAAUUGUGUUUUUUCUGGGUCCACUGUACACUUCCCAGAAUUGGAAUAAAAACUAGGGUAGCACACUGGCACUCACUGUCAUAGCUCUGGCCUGGGGAGCAUGGAUUGUAGACAGUGCACCCAGAGAUAGACACCAAAAGCCCCCUGAGAGAGGCGGGGAGGGGAGCAGCUGGGGAGGCCUGGGAACGGAUCCACUGACAGCACACCUUGGGCAUUCCAAGGCUCUUCGGUUGAAACAUGGACACAGGCAUGAUGGGUGGGUCUCCAUUUUCUACAUCCAUCAACCUUCCUCACGUGGAACAGAAAGGUUUUAGUUUUCAUGCUAGACAUUAAAAUUAGAGCCAUCACACACCCCUGUAAUGGGAGCCUAUGGGUGGAGUCUAAUAAACUGGUAAGUGCACCGCAGGCUCUCGGUAAUAGCCAGGGCAGAUGAUGCCAUCCCGCUAGAUAUCAAUGAGAUGGCAAGCUCCGCUUGGACCCAUGUGGGCCAGCACUUGUUGGCUUCAUAUCCAAGUGCUACUCUUUUUUCCAUGAACUCAAGUGGUCAACAAGUGAAGAUUCCCAAAGCUGAGGAGUCUCAAGUGUAGCAGCUGCUAAGUCCUUCCUUAGAAGACAGGGAACACCUUCCAUGUUAAGGCUGUUGGUUUUGGAGCCACUGUAACAGGUGGCCAGGAGCACACCAAGCCCUUACCAGGGGUGUGGGUCAGUACCUGGUGCAUGGAGCAAGGCACUAGGGUUUUCAACCUAGACACCCCCUCUACACUUGAAUCCAGUACAGUUGGUGUGUUAUCUAACGCUACAACUCAACUCACUUUCUAAAACUAUGUUCUACCACGUAUGGAAAAUCAGUAUCAUCUGCCAUAAAUAGAAAAUAUAAGGCAAACUGGACAAUUACUAAAUCUAGCUAGAUAAGGCUGUGUGCUAAAUGCUGGGUCUGAGGCCCAAUGAGAUUGCAAAGUGCCAGAGAGGCAGGAAAGACAGAGCCCCACCACCACACACACUACCAGGGAAAGGACCUCCAAUUGGGAGGGAGUAGAGCCACAGCUAAGGCCCCUGGACAGCCAUUGUUCCACAGCUGUGUUGUUGGGUCUGUUGACAUCAAGUGACACCACCACUCCCAGGGAAUUAUCAGAAAGCUUCUGAAGGUGACUGGUGCCUGAUGGGAAAGUCUUGUCAAGAGUUUUUUACACCCCCUUAUCCACACAGGGUCUUUAGAGAAACACUCUUGGGAUGGAAUGUAUUCUUCAAGCUAGUGUCUGAGUGUGAACGUCUGCCAACGGGAGGGUAAUGCUGCUGCUCCAGUUGGUCUUUUCUGUCUUCAGAGUUUGUCUUUGCCCUGGCUCUUUUUCAUCCUUGAGUUUAACUGGUAAGGCUUGAAAAGCACCAUUUAAUUGGUUCUGCCUUCACAUGUCUGAUAAAAGUUCAGAGACUUUUCCUCUUUGCUGUUUGAGCCUGUUGGUGUUUCAUUAUCCAGGGCAGAAGCCAGUGGCCUGUGCUUCAUGCCAAAGCCAAAGGCUGAGAAAUAAGACUGUUUUCCAGACACAACUGUACAUCUGUUCUCUGGAGUGACUGGCAAGCACUGAUGACUGAGUGAGAGUGACGCACGCAGUCCCCUGGGCGGGCUGCCACUGAAGCAGCACUGAGGGGUCCCUGUCCCUCCCACAGCAGGACUGGCAGCUGCAGAGCCAGAUGUGCAGACUGCCAGGAGCAAAGCAAGGCGUGUCUCCACCUUUCCUGACUCUUGCAGGCCUUUCACGUAAACUUCCUCUCCCGUCUCUAAAUGGGGGUGCAGGUGGGUUGUUAAAAUUGGAUAAAGUUGUUACAUGAUGUGUUUGCUGGAGGGGUACACGCAGGACUGUUACACGAAUACGGCACUCACUUUCUCCCAGUUGACAGUAAUGCAGUUAUUUAAUGUUUCCAAAGUGUGGUGGCACGUCAGGAAUGGCGUGGUCCACCUGUCAGCUCUCAGAAGGGUGGCAGAGGAGGAGCCUGGCACGGACCAGGACAGGAGGCCAUACAGAUUCAGGCUGUUUCUCAGGAGCUCCCCUUCCCAGUGACCCUUGGAGUACAGACCCCACCCAGCUGUCCACACCAUCACCUGUCCUCCCCUCCUUGUCCAGGGAACAUGUCACUAAGAUGGCAUGUCAGCAUCUGGAUUAGUGUACCUACCAGAGUCACUGUCCAGGGCAGCUGGGAAAUGCAGGAGCGGCGCUGCUUCCACCUGGUUUGU